Molecule: messenger RNA, 2028 nt
Organism: Kwoniella shivajii
Lineage: Eukaryota; Fungi; Basidiomycota; Tremellomycetes; Tremellales; Cryptococcaceae
Exons: 4
Coding region: 1-2028 (675 amino acids)
Source: RefSeq, a predicted model, not a curated record
AUGUCACCUGUACUAUCUGACACACCUGCAGUCAAGCUCGAACCAUCCUCUUCUAAAACUGAUCCCGUCAAUGGGAGAGGACUAGAGUCGUUGUUCACUGAUCAUGCUUACUGUGAGAUCUUGGAACAGGUUAUCGAUCAUCUUGAUCUGAGGGAUAUAGCCAGACUUCUGAGAGUCACCAAACUUGUCAAUGAAGUAUUCACAUCUUCAUCAAAACUACAACUUUCUUACAGAAGAUAUUAUCAUGCUUUACCUGAGUCAACAUCGAUUACCGCGAUCCAACGUGGAUCAACCUGUUUCACGGAUAAACGUAGUACUUCCCAACAACCACAUUCAGCAAAAACCCUGUCUGACUUAUUAGAGAAAGAAGAAAGACUUGAUGUGUUAAAACCAAGUUCUAUAAGGUGUAUACACGUACCAAAUGCUACCGUCUUCGAAUUGAAAUCAGGGUUAUUAUUGAUGGGUGAAUGUUUGCAUAAGAUUCCAACUCGCCCUAGUAACCCUCAAGGAGGAUUCAAGUUCGAUGCUUGGAGUAUCUGGUUAUUGGAUGAUAAAACAGUUAAUUGCAAAACCCCUUCAUCGUUGAUGAAAGACAGAGGUGGUGUAAGGAAUCAAGGAUUUUGUAAAUGGAGGGUUGAUUAUGGUGAUACAUGGGAUUUCAUCUCCAUGUGUCCUGAAGAUAACGUUCUCGCCAUAGCUAAAGAACACCAAGAAGUACCAUGUGGAUAUCUUACGUCAAAUUCCACUGCGCUCACCUCACGUCGAAUUCAUUUCUACCAGCUAAUUCCUCCUGCGGGAACCCCGACUCCACCAAAAGGUGCUUUUCAGGGAGCUACCCGACAUCCCGAAGCAGCUCUCUCUUUCAUUGAAGUCAGAGUACCAGCCAAGUACCAUUUGCAUCAGGUGAAGAUUCAGCUUGCUCCUGGAGGAAAAAUGGGUGUCAUGCUCCAUGCUCCUGCAACAGAUGUAAAAUUCAGCUUUUUGGGUUUCUGGGAUUGGAAAAAAGGUGUCUCCUUGGGUGCGGUUACACCUACACCUCAUAUACUUAAAGCGGAUGAUUUUCGUUUCUUUGGUCCUUUUGUUAUUGUUUCCGUCUUUCGUGAGAUCGGAUAUCGAGAUGAGCUCUCUAAAGAAAAAGGGGAAUCUCGAGACGAUAACAGACGAUCAACGGCAACCAUCAGAAAGAUCGCUAAAGGUUAUAAAGUUCGAGGUAGAACCAGUCGCGCUGGACCAAGAGGUAGUCCACAUGAUUCCGAAGACGAAGAGAUGAGCGAUUCGGAUUUGCACAAGGAUAAUCUCGCCUGCAUUGAAACGUACGAACUGCUCAAGCCUUCAAAUGGGAAGGAACCUUCCCCAUUCGCACACCGAGCUUAUACGGACCGAGGAUACAACCCAUCUGAACCAUGCACAUGGGAUUAUCAGGAUAUUCCCACAUGUGCAGCGAUAGCUUCCUUCUUCACGCCUCCGCUUAAUUCGACUACUCAAGAUAUUGGACCAUUAAGUAUGAUGCUCCCUGGGUUACGUCAAGGAUUAGUUACUCCUAACACCUGUGAUCUAGGAGAAGUUUUCAUAGAUGACGCCUUACUCAAAGGUGAAAGAGAUGGUGUUAUGACUUUCACCAUCGUCGCUAACACCUAUGAUGAGUUUGGAAACCAGGUAAAUACCAAAUGUCAAGGUACAAUCAAUCUUAGAGAAAUUGUUCAUCGUAUCACUAUCAUAUUGACCGACAGAAUCAGGCCAGAAAACUGGGAUAGGAGGAGUCACGCCAUUCAGACUGAUUUAGAGACGAUGUGGUCUGAUGAUCCAGCCGUAUACCAAUCGCUUCAAAGACAAUUGGGCUUAGACCAAUCUGUUGUGGAAGGUGAAGUUGAUGAUGUAGGAUGGGAAAGCGAUCCAGAAGAGGCAGGACGAAUAUCUAUUUCUCUCGCGGCUCUCCAGCUGACAAGUGGCAAAUCAAAAUCAAGAGGGAGAGGGAAAGGUAAAACUUCAUCAACAUAUAAAACUAAAUCUGGGAAAACAUUACCCUGA